Sesamum indicum (sesame) is the source of this 1451-nucleotide messenger RNA. It is a transcript of the gene UFD1, whose product is annotated as ubiquitin fusion degradation 1. Gene Ontology annotation, biological process: ERAD pathway; ubiquitin-dependent protein catabolic process. The record is from RefSeq and is a predicted model, not a curated record. NCBI's taxonomy places the organism in Eukaryota, Viridiplantae, Streptophyta, Magnoliopsida, Lamiales, Pedaliaceae. Gene Ontology annotation, cellular component: VCP-NPL4-UFD1 AAA ATPase complex. Gene Ontology annotation, molecular function: polyubiquitin modification-dependent protein binding.
CACCCAAGUCCCAGACGCAUCUUACCCUUUUCCCAUCUCCUCCGUCCAAUUUCUCUCCGGUUGCGUUCCUUCAAAUUCCUUGCAAUUGCUUCCGAAUCCUGGAUUUUCUUAUUCGUCUAGUGCGCUAGAAUCUUCGUGAGAAGAUCGAGGGUUCGUUUCUGUGACGGCCAGAGUUGUAUUGCUGUUAUCUGGAAUAUAGUAAAUAUGUUUUUUGAUGGGUAUGGAUAUCAUGGUACAUCAUUUGAGCAAACAUAUCGGUGUUACCCUGCGUCCUUCAUUGACAAGGCACAAAUAGAAAAUGGGGACAAAGUUAUCAUGCCUCCUUCAGCUCUUGAUCGUCUUGCAUCACUUCAUAUUGAUUACCCGAUGUUAUUUGAGCUCCAAAAUGCUGCUGCUGAGCGUAGUUCCCAUUGUGGAGUUCUGGAGUUCAUUGCUGAAGAAGGCAUGAUAUAUAUGCCUUACUGGAUGAUGGAGAAUCUACUGUUACAAGAAGGAGACUUCGUACGUGUGAAAAAUGUGACUCUUCCAAAGGGUACAUACGUUAAAUUGCAACCUCACACUAAAGACUUCUUGGAUAUUUCCAACCCGAAAGCUAUCUUGGAGACGACGCUGAGGAACUUUUCUUGCUUGACAACAGGGGACAGUAUCAUGGUGGCUUAUAACAAUAAAAAGUAUUACAUUGAUAUCGUUGAGACAAAGCCUUCUAAUGCGAUAAGUAUUAUAGAAACUGAUUGCGAAGUGGACUUUGCUCCUCCUCUUGAUUACAAAGAACCGGAAAAACCUGCCCUGCCUGUUCCAACAGGCAAAGCACCAGCAGAAGGUCAGGAACUUCCAGAAGAGACUGAACCAAAGUUUAAUCCAUUUACUGGUGUAGGGAGACGCUUGGAUGGGAAACCUUUGAAAACCCUGUCUCCUCCAGUGUCAUCAUCAGGGCCCCAAGACAAGAGAACUAAUGCCUCCAGUGGAGGGGCAGCUGCUACCUCUAGUUCCAGCUCACAAAGCACGAAUCGGCAAUCUCAGGGUAAACUCGUCUUUGGUUCAAAUGCCAGCCGAACUCGGGAACCACAAAAGGACACUUCAAAAGAGACUAAGCAAGAGCCUCCAAAGAAGGAAGAGCCAAAAUUCCAGGCUUUCAGUGGAAAGAAAUACUCAUUAAAGGGUUGAUGUAUAUCUAGCUGCAUUUAUAACUUAUUUUUCUGCAUAUGUCACUCUGGUCCGAAAUUACUGGUACUGGGUUCAACUGAAACGAUGCAUCGGUCAAAGGUGUGGAAGGAUGGGGUUUGUGUUCCCAAUUUAAAAGAUUAUAGUAUGUGACUCUUUGUACAUUGUUCCAGUUGAAUGUCUCUGUUGGUUUGGGUUCAUUCUGCUGAAUCCAGUACCCUAAAAAGUUUUACCUUUGGCACUCUUAAGAGGUGUCUUUUUCGUUAAUUUCAUAGCUGCAGUUUUCUGAA